AAGCGUCCCGGCCCGCGCAGGCGCGCGAGUGCCCCCGUGCCACCGCUUGGCCGGCGCCAAAUCUCGCGUGAAGACGUCGGGCGGACGGGCGCGCUUCUCGAAGGAAGGGCCGCUCGGUCGCGAGGAGGCGCCAUGUUGCUCACCGGCCGGCUCCUCCGCAACCGCAUCCCGGGCCGCCAGUGGAGCGGGAAGCACCGGCGGCCGCGGCCCGUGUCGGCGAUCGCCAAGCAGAACAUGAUCCGGCGCCUGGAGAUCGAGGCCGAGAACCACUACUGGCUGAGCAGGCCGUACCUGAGCGCCGAGCAGGAGCACGGCCACGCGGCGGCGCGCAGGGCCGCGGCCUUCGAGGCCAUCAAGGCGGCCAGCACGUCCAAGUUCCCCCCGCACCGCUUCGUGGCCGAGCAGCUGGAGCAGCUCAACGUCACCAAGAAGUGGUCGUGAGCCGGGCCUCGGGCUGGGGGGUCCCGCGGGGGCCCGGACACGACCCCAGGGAACGCGGGUUGCAAUAAAGCGAGCCCCACGCCCGACUGGGCGGUCUCCUGCUUCCCCCUGCCGCGUGGGGCCGUCUCGUGCAAA
This is a messenger RNA of Ochotona princeps (American pika), 576 nucleotides long. It is a transcript of the gene MRPL57, whose product is annotated as mitochondrial ribosomal protein L57. Gene Ontology annotation, cellular component: mitochondrial ribosome. Bases 133 to 441 code for a protein of 102 amino acids. NCBI's taxonomy places the organism in Eukaryota, Metazoa, Chordata, Mammalia, Lagomorpha, Ochotonidae. The transcript is spliced from 2 exons. Gene Ontology annotation, biological process: mitochondrial translation. The record is from RefSeq and is a predicted model, not a curated record. Gene Ontology annotation, molecular function: structural constituent of ribosome.